AACUUUUUAGUCUUAUUAGUUUAUGUUUAUUUUAAGACAUAUAAAUCAAUUAUCAAUGUAUACAAUAUGGUAAAAGAACAAUUUAGAGAAGCUGCUGUGGGGAAAAAAAUAUCUAGCAUCAAUUUUGGGGUAUUUUCUGCAGAUCAGAUACAGCAAUUAGCAACUGUACAAUGUGUGGCAAAAUCUUUAUAUACACCUGAUGCUACUCGAACACCUGUACCCUACGGUGUUCUCGAUAAAAAACUGGGUACAAGUGGAAAGGAUAAAGUAUGUGAUACUUGCGGGAAAAAUCUCGUGGAGUGUGUUGGCCAUUUUGGUUUCAUUGAUCUUGAAUUGCCAGUAUUUCAUAUUGGGUACUUUCGUUCAACAAUUUCAAUUCUCCAGCAAAUAUGCAAAACUUGCAGUAGAGUUAUAAUUCCAGACGCAGUCAAGGAAACAUUCAUAAUUUCUUUACGAAGAGUUGGAAUUACAACAUUACAACGUAAAAAUAUCCACAAAAAGAUUUUGGAGAAAUGUAAAAAGACUUCCACAUGUCCAUACUGCCUUGAUAAAAAUGGAACUGUAAAGAAGUUAAGUAUGAUGAAGAUUGUUCAUGAAAAAUAUAAAAAUACAAAAAAACAGGAAGAUCCAUUAAUAACAGAUUUCAAGAACUCAUUUCAGGCAGCCACAGAAAGUAAUAAAGAGCUUGGUAGUCUUGUUAAUAAAGCGCAGGAGUUACUAAACCCUCUUAAAGUACUUCAGUUAUUUGAAAAUGUUCCCAAUGAGGACUGCCCUUUACUGGGUAUGCUCCCACAAACUGGUCGACCAGAAGAUUUAAUUAUGACACGUAUCGCUGUGCCGCCAGCAUGCAUCAGACCUUCAGUUUUAUCGGAAUUACAAUCUGGAAGUAAUGAAGAUGAUGUCACAAUGAAAUUAACAGAAAUAAUAUUUCUAAAUGAUGUUAUUCGCAAACAUCAGUCCACUGGCGCCAAAGUGCAAAUCAUCAUGGAAGAUUGGGAUUUUUUGCAACUACAAUGUGCAUUGUAUAUCAAUAGCGAAAUGUCUGGUAUUCCAAUGAACAUGCAACCUAAAAAAGCUACUAGAGGAUUUGUUCAGAGAUUGAAGGGAAAACAGGGUCGAUUUCGUGGAAAUUUAUCAGGAAAACGUGUAGAUUUUUCUGGAAGAACAGUCAUAUCACCUGACCCAAAUUUAAGAAUUGAUCAGGUUGCUGUCCCUAUACACGUAGCAAAGAUUUUAACAUAUCCUGAAAGAGUUACGAAAGAAAACAUAAAAUUUAUGCGACAGCUUGUAGUUAAUGGACCUGACACACAUCCUGGUGCAAAUUUUGUUGAGAAUAAAUCUACAGGGAUGAAAAGAUUUUUGAGAUAUGGUAAUCGUUCGAAUGUUGCAAACCAACUCAAACAUGGAGAUGUCGUUGAAAGGCACUUGCUUGAUAAUGACAUUGUGCUGUUUAACCGUCAACCAUCAUUGCAUAAAUUAAGUAUAAUGGCGCAUUAUGCAACAGUACGCCCACAUCGUACUUUUCGAUUCAAUGAAUGUGUCUGCACACCUUAUAAUGCAGAUUUUGAUGGAGAUGAAAUGAACUUGCAUCUUCCACAAACAGAAGAAGCUAAAGCCGAAGCUCUUACCUUAAUGGGUGUUAAAUCAAAUUUGAUUACUCCUAAAAAUGGCGAACCAAUUAUUGCUGCCACUCAAGAUUUUAUAACUGGUGGAUAUUUGGUGACGCAAAAAGAUCUAUUCUUCACCCGACCACAGUUUUGUCAAAUUACAUCGAUGAUAUUAGCAGGGAAAGAUGUUACAAUGAAAAUUGAUCUUCCUCCACCUGCUAUUGUGAAGCCAAUUGCUUUGUGGACUGGAAAACAAGUUGUCAGUGUCAUGCUUCGUCCCAAUAAAUCCUCCCCCGUAAAGAUCAAUUUGAGAACAAAAGGGAAGUCUUACACUAGCAACGAAGAAUUGUGCAUAAACGAUUCCUACAUUGUGGUCCAAAAUAGUGAAUUGUUGGCUGGAGCUUUGGAUAAAAGUGUAAUUGGUUCGGGAUCGAAGAGUAGCAUAUUUUACAUUUUGUUGCGAGAUUACGGGGAACAGGCUGCUGCUGAUGGGAUGUGGAGGCUAGCAAGAGUGGCACCAUGGUUUUUGAGUAAUCGUGGUUUUUCCAUUGGUAUCGGUGAUGUCACACCUGGCCCUGGGUUGAUAAAAGCAAAAGAAAAAUUGUUAGCAGAAGGCUACGCGAAGUGUGAUAAAUUCAUUGAGGAUUAUUCAAACGGAAUGUUGCAAACACAGCCAGGCUGUUCAGCGGAAGAAACAUUAGAGGCUAUUAUCCUGAGAGAGCUUUCCGUUAUUCGUGAACAUUGUGGUAAAGCCUGCUGGCAAGAAUUACAUCGUAGUAACAGUCCAUUAACUAUGGCGGUUUGUGGUUCUAAAGGUUCUUUCAUCAACAUAUCACAAAUGAUAGCGUGCGUGGGUCAACAAGCUAUAUCUGGUCAUCGUACCCCUGAUGGAUUUGAAGGAAGGUCAUUACCUCACUUCAGAAAACAUUCUAAAAUCCCAGCUGCUAAAGGUUUUGUUGCAAACAGUUUUUUCUCUGGUAUAACUCCAACGGAGUUUUUCUUUCACACGAUGGCUGGUAGAGAAGGUUUAGUUGAUACUGCUGUCAAAACUGCAGAAACUGGUUACAUGCAGAGAAGAUUAGUAAAGUCUCUCGAAGAUCUUUCGUUGCAAUACGAUUACACAGUGCGCUCCUCCAUGGGUGAUAUUGUGCAGUUUAUAUAUGGCGAAGAUGGACUUGAUCCAGCUUGCAUGGAAGGCAAAGAUAAACCAAUUGAUGUUGAGAGAAUAUUUCAACAUUGCAAGAAUUUAGACCCCGGUCUCACUGAAUCAUCUCUAAAUGGCAAUCAGAUUGGAGAAGUUGUAGAACAUAUUAUAAAAGUAUCUGCUGAUAUUUCCCGUUGUGGAGAUUUAUUGUCGGAUGAACUCAAAGAUUUCUUUAACAAGCUCUCGCAGAAAGUAUCAUCCUACAUAAAAAAGCUGAAUAAAGAGCAACUUUCUCGAGUUAGAGUCAUAAAUCCUUCUCUGCACGUGACGAAGUCUCUUUUGGAACAUACCAUAUCUAUUUGUGUGCAGAAAUAUUUAAGAGCGAAAUGUGAGCCAGGGACUGCUGUUGGAGCACUGUGCGCGCAAAGUAUUGGUGAACCUGGUACACAGAUGACGCUGAAAACGUUUCAUUUUGCUGGUGUUGCAACAAUGAAUAUUACGCUUGGUGUUCCUCGCAUUAAGGAAAUUAUCAAUGCAUCUAAAGCUAUCAGUACACCAAUUGUAUCUGCGCCUUUACAAAACGAUACAGAUAUCGAGUAUGCGAGACGAGUUAAAGGUCGUGUCGAAAAAACAACACUGGGAGAAGUGUGUGAGUACAUAGAAGAAGUAUUUACUCCGGAUGAUUGCUACCUCUUGAUAAAGAUUGAUAUCAACAGAAUUCGUUUGUUGAAGUUAGAAGUUGAUGCAUCCUCUAUUAAAUAUGCGUUAUGUAUUGCACCAAAGCUGAAGAUAAAACCACAGCGUGUCUCGAUCCAUGGCAAAUCUUUGCUAACAGUGCACCCACAAGAAACAACUAAAAGCUCCAUGUAUUACGUCAUGCAGAUGUUGAAAGGUGCUUUACCUGCUGUUCUGAUAAAGGGUUUUCCGACAGUCAGUCGAGCAAUUAUACAUGUUGAUGAGGAGAAUAAAAAAAAUGGUGGAAAAGAAAGGUUUAAGUUACUUGUGGAAGGAGACGAUUUGAGAGCUGUCAUGGCUACACGAGGUGUACGAGGGACUGGCUGCACGUCUAACAACACAAUCGAAGUAGAAAAGACGCUUGGUAUUGAAGCGGCAAGGGUGACGAUUAUGCACGAAAUUACGUACACAAUGAAAAGUCAUGGUAUGAGUAUUGACAGCAGACAUGUCAUGUUACUUGCUGACUUGAUGACAUUCAGGGGUGAAGUGCUGGGAAUAACUCGACAUGGACUAGCUAAAAUGAAAGAAAGUGUUCUGAUGUUAGCUUCAUUUGAACGAACAGCUGAUCAUUUAUUCGAUGCUUCGUUUUUUGGAAAACGAGACGCCAUUAACGGUGUUAGUGAAUGUAUUAUAAUGGGGAUUCCAAUGAACCUUGGUACAGGAAUGUUUAAGCUUUUACAAAGGCAUGCUGAAGAAGUAGAAGUCCGAACACGUCCUCUCGUUUUCGACACUCCGGAGUUUCACCUGGCAGAAAUGACGUGACGACAAUAAUACGCGUAUAUCGAAGUUUGCACGGGUUUCAAUGAUUAGGCGUGUUUCGAUGAAUGAUGCGUCCCGAAGGUUCUGACCACGACAGACCAACUAUCGAUGAAAAAUUAGCGUCAAGAUAUGAUGACAAAUCUAUUUUCGUAAAAACAAUUUAACACAUUUUGCUGAAAUGUAAGGUUUAUAUUUGACAAUUAAAAUUUCGACUA
Hydractinia symbiolongicarpus is the source of this 4460-nucleotide messenger RNA. Its product is annotated as DNA-directed RNA polymerase III subunit RPC1-like. The transcript is spliced from 33 exons. The record is from RefSeq and is a predicted model, not a curated record. Gene Ontology annotation, molecular function: DNA binding; DNA-directed RNA polymerase activity. Gene Ontology annotation, biological process: DNA-templated transcription. Lineage: Eukaryota; Metazoa; Cnidaria; Hydrozoa; Anthoathecata; Hydractiniidae. The coding region runs from base 67 to 4248 and encodes 1393 amino acids.